AUGCACUUAGUAAUUCAUGUCCUUCAACAACAGCUGAAGGUCUUUGAUAUGUUCAGCCAUAGUUUCUCCUUUCUCUCUUUCAAUACUUUCUUCUGGAAUAUGCAAUAUUUGGUCUCAACAGCACCUUCUUUUCUAAGCUUUGCUCUCACCAACUUUUCCUCCGCAGUCUCAACAAUUACUUCUCAUUUGAGCUUUGGUCUCACCAACAGUUUCUCUUCAGUCUCAAAAAUACCUUCUCAUUUGAGCUUUGGUUUCACCAACUCUUUUUCUUCAGCCUCAACAAUUCCUUCUCAUUUGAGCUUUGGUCUCACCAACACUUUCUCUUCAGUCUCAACAAUUGCUUCUCAUUUGAGCUUUGAUCUCACCAACACUUUCUGUUCAGUCUCAACAAUUGCUUCUCAUUUGAGCUUUGCUCUCACCAACACUUUCUCUUCAGUCUCAACAAUUGCUUCUCAUUUGGGCUUUGCUCUCACCAACACUUUCUCUUCAGUCUCAACAAUUCCUUCUCAUUUGAGCUUUGGUCUCACCAACACUUUCUCUUCAGUCUCGACAAUUCCUUCUCAUUUGAGAUUUGUUCUCACCAACAUUUUCUCUUCAGUCUCAAAAAUUCCAUUUCAUUUGAUCUUUGGUCUCACCAACACUUUCUCUUCAGUCUCAACAGUUCCUUCUCAUUUGAGCUUUGGUCUCACCAACACUUUCUGUUCAGUCUCAACAAUUCCUUCUCAUUUGAGCUUUGAAUAUUACAUCUAUCUAUCUAUCUAUGUCAUUCUGAAUGUAUCUAAUUUCAGUAUCUAUCUAUCUAUUUAUGUAUUUAUCUAUGUCAAUCUGAAACUAUCUAUGUAUCUAUCUCAGUUUAUUCAUAUCUAUCUAUCUAUGUCAAUCUGA
Molecule: messenger RNA, 885 nt
Organism: Acanthosepion pharaonis
Lineage: Eukaryota; Metazoa; Mollusca; Cephalopoda; Sepiida; Sepiidae
Source: the annotation of a GenBank genome assembly